UGCCCUGGACCUUCCCUGCUUGUGCUCUUCUGUUAUGGGCAACUCUUACCAUGUCUCAGGACUGAGGAUGACCAGAACUUCACCACCGUGAACAAUGGGAUCAGUCAAGAGAACCACGCAGAGGCAGACCCCACCCAGGAUAACUUGAUGUCCAACCUCUCCCCUGACAAGUUCUACAAUGAGUCCGUGGCAACGGCCUUCCUGAGGCUCUAUGAAAGCACAGCCCAGCUGGUGUGGAACCAGUUCAUGGAAGCCAGCUGGAACUAUGUCACCAACAUCACCAAGAAAAACCGGGAGGAGAUGCUGCGCAGUGAAGCCUCGAGGUCCCGGCACACACUGUACUUCGGCUCCCGGGCCCGCCUCUUUAAGACGUCCGGCUACCAGGACCCGCUGGUGCAGCGCAUGCUGAGUAAGCUGCAGAACCUAGACAAGGCAGCCCUGCCCCAGGACGAGCUCCGGGAGUACAACAGGCUUCUGGCCCGUAUGGAGACGACCUUCAGCACAGCCCAGGUGUGCCUGAAUGAGGGGCCCUGCCUGGACCUGGAGUCUGACCUCCAAGAGCUCAUGGCCACCUCCCGGGACCCAAAGGAGCUGCUGUGGGCCUGGCAGGGCUGGCGGGAUGCCGUGGGCCGUCAAAUCCGCCCCACCUUUGAGCACUAUGUGCAGUUCAGCAACAAGGUCGCACAGCUCAACGGUUACAAAGACAUGGGGGCUUUGUGGCGGUCCAAGUACGAGUCAGACACACUGGAGCAAGACCUGGAGGUGUUGUACCAGGAGCUGCAGCCUCUGUACCUCAACCUGCACGCCUAUGUGCGCCGGGCGCUGCACCACCACUACGGGCCAGAAGUCGUGGCUCUGAAGAGACCCAUCCCCGCCCACCUCCUUGGGAACAUGUGGGCUCAGUCCUGGGUCAAGAUCUUGGAUCUGGUCCUGCCCUUCCCCAACAAGCCCCCCGAGGAUGUCACAAAGACCAUGAAAGGCCAGCACUGGAAACCCACAAAGAUGUUUGAAGAAGCUGACGAUUUCUUCACCUCCCUGGGGCUGUUUCCUGUCCCCGACGAGUUCUGGACCAAGUCCAUGCUGGAAAAGCCCACCGACGGGCGGGAGGUGGAGUGCGAGGCCUCCUCCUGGGAUUUCUAUAACGGCAAGGACUUCAGGAUAAAGAAGUGCACCGAGGUGACCAUAGAAGACCUGCUGUCCGUCUUCCACCAGAUGGGCCACAUCCAGUACUUGAUGCAAUACAGGAACCUCUCCGUGAUCUUCCGCAGGGGCGCCAGCCCGGCCUUUGAGGAGGCUGUGGGGUCGGUGAUCACCCUCUCGGCCUCUUCCCACAAGUACAUGAUCCACAGGGGCCUGCUCAGUCAGGAGAGCCAGGACUCAGAGGAGGAGGUCAACUUCCUGAUGAGCCUCGCCCUGGAAAAGAUCGCGUUCAUCCCAUUCGCCUACCUCAUGGACCUGUUUCGCUGGAGGGUCUUUGACGGCACCAUCCACAAGGACCUCUACAACCAGGAGUGGUGGAACCUCAGGUUGAAGUACCAGGGUGUGUGUCCCCCGGUUUCACGGACAGAGGAUGACUUUGACCCUGGUGCCAAGUUCCACAUUGCUGCCAAUAUACCCUACAUACGGUACUUCCUCAGUCUAGUGCUCCAGUUCCAGCUGCACGAUGCCCUGUGCCAGGCCUCCGGCCACGUGGGCCCCCUGCACCGGUGUGACAUCUACAACUCAAAGAUCGCCGGGAAGAUGCUGGAGGAUGUCCUCAGUCUUGGCUCAAGCAAGCCCUGGCCAGAGGUCCUGCAGAAGAUCACCGGGGAGACCAGUGUGUCUACCAAGGCCCUCAUGACCUACUUCAAGCCUCUGCUGAACUGGCUGGUCGCUGAGAACGUGCGGCAGGGGGAUGUCCUGGGCUGGCCAGACUUCUCCUGUUCCUAUGAAGAAAAAUUCGCAGGAAGGGCAGAAUUCUUGGGUAUGGCGGUGGAACCUGAGAAGGCCAGCACUCUGCAGUGGCUGCUGCUGGUCCUGAGCGCUGUCAUCCUCCUGGCAGUCCUACUGCUGGCCUCCAGGUUGUACUACCUGGAUAAAAAGUCAGUGACCCAGGCCGCCCAGGCACAGGACUCCAACACUACAAACCCCAGUGGGCAGAAGGCCGGCUCCCAGAACGUCGAGCUCAAGUCCUGCUUCCUGGGCGUGUCCACGGAGCCCCUCCAGGCCACCAAGAGACAGUGGGCCCUGCUGGUCCUCUGCUUCAUCCUCAUGCUGUGUCUGAUCGGCCUGGUCGUCCACAUUCUCAUACAGCACAGGAAAACUUAGCGAGAACUAGGCACCAGUGCAACUGCCAGCCUCCCCCUCCACACACAGGAGCCGCCAGGACAACUCUGCGUCCCCCCCAGGAGGCCACACACGCAGCCCUCCCACCCCCUCAGCCCCAGUGGCCAGUGUGGACACCGCCAGGCACCGUGUCUCAGCGUGGCAGAGGACACCAGCCCAGGGCUCCAAGCCUCUCACCUGGACUCCGGCAUAUACCCUCCCUCCGCCUCCUUGUCCACUCCCUCCCUCCCCUCCCCUUGUAAAGUUGAUUUUUCCAGAAUAUUUCCUUCAUAUUUAACUGCUUAAGAACUUAGUUAUCCAUCAAUUAAAUCUCAAUGUUCAAAAAAGGCA
This is a messenger RNA of Erinaceus europaeus (western European hedgehog), 2655 nucleotides long. Its product is annotated as angiotensin-converting enzyme-like protein Ace3. The record is from RefSeq and is a predicted model, not a curated record. Gene Ontology annotation, molecular function: peptidyl-dipeptidase activity; metallopeptidase activity. The transcript has 14 exons. Gene Ontology annotation, biological process: proteolysis. Gene Ontology annotation, cellular component: plasma membrane. Bases 148 to 2307 code for a protein of 719 amino acids. Lineage: Eukaryota; Metazoa; Chordata; Mammalia; Eulipotyphla; Erinaceidae.